Moesziomyces antarcticus is the source of this 1956-nucleotide messenger RNA. RefSeq names its product STE protein kinase. Gene Ontology annotation, biological process: protein phosphorylation. Gene Ontology annotation, molecular function: protein kinase activity; ATP binding. The record is from RefSeq and is a predicted model, not a curated record. The coding region runs from base 1 to 1956 and encodes 651 amino acids. Lineage: Eukaryota; Fungi; Basidiomycota; Ustilaginomycetes; Ustilaginales; Ustilaginaceae. The transcript has a single exon.
AUGGCGUCGCUCAUCCCACCCAAAAAGCCGCGCAAGCCGGGCAUGCCCAAGCUCACCAUCCCAGCGCGCCCCACCUCAUCCUCCUCGGCUCCCGGCGGCACACUCCAGCGCGACGAGGCGUCGUUGCAGCGUCCGCAGCUCGCCAUCCCCAACGCCGCCUCCUCCUCGGUCUCGCUCGGCCAGCCAUAUCCCGACGACGGCUACGAAGAUGGCCAUCCGGGCAUCGACACGUCCAACGCUUCCACCAUAUACCCAAGCACCGUACCGCACCUCACCAAUGCACACAUGCACACCGCCAUCACAGACGACCUCCGUCGCGCCAUCGGUGGAAUCUCCAUGGCAGACUCCGACUCGGAGCGUGUCGAUGCCAACGGACUUCGCAUCCCGGCUACCGGCGGCAACUAUGCCUCCAGCGGCUACUGGAGGUCCAACAGCGCCGCCAACAGCUCCCAAGCCGCUUCGAUCGAAUCAAGCGGCGCCGCCACAGACAGCGCCACACCAGCGUCUCAGUCGCGUUCACGCGCCGAUUCGAGCGCCUCGGUCGCUUCCAAUCGUGCCGCAAGCUCGACUGGCCACGACGACGAGCUCGUGCUGGCAGGCAACUUCGAGAUGCUCUCGAGGCUAGGCGAAGGUGCCAGCGGCGAGGUGCACAAGGUGCGCCAUCGCCCCACCGGUCUCAUCAUGGCCAAAAAGACCAUCUCCACCUCGCCCAAUCCGGCGAUCCACCGUCAGAUCCUGCGCGAGCUGGCCUUCAACCGAUCGUGCCAUUCGGACUACAUCGUACGCUACUACGGCGCCUUCCUCGAGGACCAGGACACCUCGAUCGCCAUCUGCAUGGAGUAUGCCGAGGCGGGCUCGCUCGAUGCCAUCUACAAAAAGGUCAAGAGCCGCAACGGACGCACGGGCGAAAAGGUGCUGGGCAAGGUGGCCGAGUGCGUGCUCAAGGGGCUCAGCUACCUGCACGAGCGCAAGAUCAUCCACCGCGACAUCAAGCCCAGCAACAUCGUCGUCACGCGCCAGGGCCAGAUCAAGCUGUGCGACUUUGGCGUGUCGGGCGAGCUCAUCAACUCGGUCGCCGGCACCUUCACGGGCACAAGCUACUACAUGGCGCCCGAGAGGAUCCGCGGGCUGGCGUAUACCAUCACCUCGGACGUAUGGUCGCUCGGGCUCACCAUCCUCGAGGUAGCGAGCAACCGAUUCCCGUUCCCCGCCGAGGGCGAGCCACCACUGGGGCCGAUCGACCUGCUCUCGUACGUGGUCAACAUGAAGGUGCCCGAGCUGCAGGACGACGACAAGGCGGGCGUCAAGUGGUCGCGCGCCUUGCGCGACUUUAUCGAGCGAUGCCUCGAAAAGGAGCCCACCAAGCGACCGGGCCCGCACAAGAUGAUCAGCCAUCCCUUCAUCCGCAAGUCCGAGACGCGGCAGCCACAGCCUGACAUUGCCAAGUUUGUGGCCGACGUGUACGGCUGGAGCUAUCUCCCCUCGACCAUCGCGAGCCAGCAGCAGCAGCCAGCAGAACAGCAGUCGCACGACACCCCAACGCAGUCGACGGCAUCGAGCGCGACGCUGGGCAGGAUUCCCAGCGUACGCUCGGCACCCAUCGCUUCGGCGACAGCACUUCAUCGCGUCUCGUCGCACGCCAAGCAGCCACAACCCACGACCGAUGCCACUGCUGCCGAAGCGCCACUGGGCUCGUCGAGCUCGACGCGGCCGCGCGCGCCCAAAAUCUCGAUCUCGGUCAACGCAGGACGCUCAUUGCAGCACGAAACGACUUCGUUGGCGACAAGCGAUGCAAGACCACUGCAGGAUGGCAUUCUCGGCGCUGGCGUCUUGGGUGGCAGGACGAGAUCCGACAGCCAGCAUCGCAGUCACGAAGAAAGGCUCGCAGCGAGGCUACGCGAAGCCGACGUGGGCCUCAUCGGAAGCCCCACCGAUGCAGAGGGCGCCAACAUGUAA